This is a messenger RNA of Myripristis murdjan (pinecone soldierfish), 13229 nucleotides long. RefSeq names its product ankyrin repeat domain 52a (gene ankrd52a). NCBI's taxonomy places the organism in Eukaryota, Metazoa, Chordata, Actinopteri, Holocentriformes, Holocentridae. The record is from RefSeq and is a predicted model, not a curated record. Gene Ontology annotation, molecular function: protein binding. The transcript is spliced from 28 exons. Bases 333 to 3398 code for a protein of 1021 amino acids.
CGUCAGACCAGACAUUGGAUAAUGGACAACAACAUGACAGAUCCAGCCCGCAAGUCUGUUUGCAACCAAUAUGGUGUAGUCUGAAAAAGUGGAUACAGUAGCGCACCGCCGUAUACCUGCAUUUUUAUCCUCAUGAAGGCUCCGUCCUGGCUGAGUUUGGGAGAUGGAGAGUACUCACCAUUGCAGACCAGCCUCCUCUGGUCCAGGCCAUCUUCAAUCGUAAUGCUGAAGAAGUCCAACUAUUAUUGCACAGUAAGGAGGAUGUCAAUGCACUGGACCAAGAGCGCCGUACGCCGCUUCAUGCUGCUGCCUGUGUGGGAGACGUCCACAUAAUGGACCUCCUCAUUGAGUCAGGUGCCAGUGUCAAUGCUAAAGACCAUGUGUGGUUGACCCCAUUGCACAGGGCGGCUGCUUCCCGGAAUGAAAGGGCAGUGGGUCUGCUGCUGCGGCGUGGAGCAGAGGCGAAUGCACGAGACAAGUUCUGGCAGACACCACUGCACGUGGCUGCUGCCAACCGUGCCACACGCUGCGCAGAGGCCCUGCUAACCCAGCUGAGCAACCUGAACAUGGCAGAUCGCACCGGCAGAACUGCCCUGCACCAUGCUGCUCAGAGUGGGUUCCAGGAGAUGGUGAAGUUGCUGCUGAACAAAGGGGCCAACCUGAGUGCCAUCGAUAAGAAGGAGAGACAGCCUAUUCAUUGUGCAGCCUACUUGGGACAUGUGGAGGUAGUGAAGUUGCUGGUGUCGCGCAGUGCCGACAAGAGCUGCAAAGAUAAGCAGGGCUACACGCCUCUCCAUGCAGCUGCUGCAAGUGGCCACAUCGAAAUUGUGAAGUACCUGCUGAGGCUGGGGGCAGAGAUCGAUGAGCCCAAUGGCUUUGGGAACACGGCGCUCCACGUGGCGUGUUACAUGGGGCAGGAGGCUGUGGCCACUGAACUGGUGAACCACGGGGCUAAUGUGAACCAGCCCAACAAGAGUGGCUACACCCCUCUGCACCUGGCCGCCGUCUCCACCAACGGUGCCCUCUGCCUGGAGCUGCUGGUCAACAAUGGGGCAGAUGUCAACCAGCAGAGUAAAGAAGGGAAGAGCCCCCUGCACAUGGCAGCCAUUCAUGGACGCUUCACACGCUCUCAGAUCCUCAUCCAAAAUGGUGGGGAGAUUGAUUGUGUGGAUAAGUAUGGCAAUACCCCUCUCCACGUUGCUGCUAAGUACGGCCAUGAACUGCUGAUCAGCACUCUGAUGACCAACGGAGCAGACACGGCCAGACGUGGGAUCCACGGAAUGUUCCCCUUGCACUUAGCUGUGCUCUACGGGUUUUCAGACUGUUGUCGCAAGUUACUCUCCUCAGGUCAGCUAUAUAGUAUAGUUUCAUCUAUGAGUAAGGAGCAUGUACUAUCGGCUGGGUUUGACAUAAACACCCCUGACAACUUUGGGAGGACCUGUCUACACGCUGCUGCCUCUGGAGGAAAUGUUGAAUGUCUGAACUUGCUCUUAAGUAGUGGUACUGACUUGAAUAAGAGGGACAAAAUGGGAAGGACACCGUUGCACUAUGCGGCUGCUAAUGGGAGGUACCAGUGCACUGUGACCCUGGUGAGCGCUGGCGCUGAGGUCAACGAGCCUGACCAGACAGGCUGUACUCCCCUGCACUACUCUGCCGCCUCACAAGCCUUCUGCAGAGUUGAUCGUCAUUUUUCUGGGAGCCAUCAGAGUGAUGAGGAUGAGGCAAAGGAGUCCUACUUCUGCUUGGAGCAUCUCUUGGACAAUGGUGCUGAUCCGUCGAUGGUAAACUCAAAGGGUUACAGUGCUGUUCACUAUGCAGCUUACCACGGCAACAAACAGAACCUGGAGCUGCUCCUGGAGAUGUCCUUUAAUGCACUAGGAGACAUAGAGAGCAGUAUUCCUGUCAGUCCGCUGCAUCUUGCUGCUGAUAAGGGCCACUGGCAGGCGUUGCGUGUACUGACAGAGACGGCAGCCUAUGUGGAUGUGCAGGAUGCUGCGGGGCGCUCUGUGCUCUACUUGGCUGCCCAGAGAGGCUACGCCCGCUGCGUGGAGGUCCUGUUGGCUCAGGGGGCCUCCUGUCUCCUCAAUGACAACCGCUCCAUGUGGACUCCAAUUCAUGUUGCAGCGGCCAAUGGUCACACAGACUGCCUGCUCAUGAUGAUUGAUUAUGGGGAGGAGGGGGAUCUCACCAAUGUCACGGACACAUUUGGCCAGACCCCUCUGAUGUUGGCUGUUUUGGGAGGUCACACUGACUGUGUCCACCUCCUGCUGGAGAAGGGUGCCUUGCCUGACGCGAAGGACAAGAGGGGCAGCACAGCUUUGCACAGAGGGGCUGUGUUGGGCCGUGAUGACUGUGUGACAGCCCUGCUGGAGCACAAAGCUUCUGCACUGUGUCGGGACGCCCAGGGUAGCACACCGCUGCACUACGCCGCAUCCAGAGGCCACACCGAAAUCCUGGCCAGUCUGGUACAGGCCGCCGUGGCCACUGACCCACAAGAUAAACUGCUGGACAACAAACAAUAUACCCCACUACACUGGGCUGCUUACAAAGGGCAUGAAGACUGUUUGGAGGUUUUACUUGAACAUAAAACACUUACCCAUGAAGAGGGAAACCCUUUCACCCCACUGCACUGUGCUCUGAUGAAUGGCCACAGUGGUGCUGCAGAGAGGCUGCUGGAAUGUGCAGGGGUCCACAUGAUUAACACCAGAGAUGCCAAAGGAAGGACCCCGCUCCAUGCUGCUGCGUUUGCUGAGGAUGUGGCAGGGCUUCAGCUGGUGCUUCGCCAUGGGGCAGAGAUCAAUGCAGUGGACAAAACUGGACGCUCUGCUUUGAUGGUUGCCGCAGACAAGGGACAGAGCGGCACCGUGGCCAUCCUUCUUCACAGAGCCAAGGCUGACCUGACACUGCUGGAUGACAACAGGAACACUGCCCUGCACCUGGCCUGCAGCAAGGCUCAUGAGAUGUGCGCCCUGCUGAUCUUGGGGGAAAUCCACAAUCCCACUCUGAUAAACGCCACCAACAAUGCACUGCAAAUGCCGCUCCAUCUUGCAGCGCGUAAUGGCCUGGCUACGGUGGUGCAGGCCCUGCUGAGUCGAGGAGCCACCGUGCUGGCUGUGGACGAGGAAGGCCACACCCCAGCCCUGGCCUGUGCUCCCAACAAGGACGUGGCUGACUGCCUGGCUCUGAUCCUCUCUACCAUGAAGCCUUUCCCCCAGCGGGACCCUUCCUCCUGCUCCUGCUCCUCUCCCACAGUCUCCCCCUCCCCAGGUCUCAACUUGCUGAAGCACUGCGGCAUCACUGCUGCCUGCGCCCCCCUGCCCAGCGGCGGCCUCCACAACGGCUACGUCAAAGACCGCCACGGUGCACCGGUUGGCCUGGACGGGUGCCUGUCUGAGUGAGGUUGUCUGCCCCCUCAGUCAGCUGCUAUCACCAUCAUCACCACCAGGGGGCGACUCCCUUUAACACGGCCCAGAGGACCAGGAGAGCACCCACCCACAUGUCUGUUCUCUAUGUAUGUAUGUGUUUGUGUGUCAGUGUGUGCGUGCGUGAGUGUUUGGUCUUCUCUUGAGGUGCAGUCAAACCUAAUAUGCAAUUAGAUCCCAUUCCUCCAUCUCCUAGUAGUGCUCAAUACUUAGAGGCUGGUUGCUCUACAAGGUCACUCAAAUGAAGUACGGCAUCCAGAAGGGAUGCUUGCAAUCUGGCCAUCCCCCAACCAUUGAACCCUUUAAACUCAUGUUGGCAUAAUUAUAUAACUGACAGCUAAUAGCAUGGAAACCUCUAUAUCUUUGUCUCUCUCUCUCUCUCUCUCUCUCUCUCUCUCUCUCUCUCUCUCUCUCUCUCCAUAUCAUUCAGUAUUUAAAGUCAUAUCAUCUUUGAUCAGUUGUGGUGACCUUGUAGAGGAAGGCACAGCCGUACCAAAAGAAUGAUCAAAGAGUUUUUUUGUUUGUUUGAUGUUCUUUUUCUUUGUUUUUGUUUGUUUUUGGGGUUGUUGAUUUUUUUUUUUUUUUUUUUUAAGUCCGUUAGCCUAGAUUUUUAUGAAGGAAUCAUACAAGGGAAAAAUCUAAAUUUUGCUUAAGAGUGCAAUGCUAGUGUACUACAGUACAAUCCGAAAUUUGGAAAAGGGUCACAAAGAUGUUAUUUCCAUAGUGUACUUUAAAUGUACGGCCUAGAAUUGUUUGGCAUUUUAACAAGAGAUAAUUUGGUAAUGCUGCUGAAUACAUAAAGCACGUCUCCCUACAGAGGAGGGCCAUGUUUGGGUUGGCAUUUUAAGAUCAAUUUGUUCUCAAUGCCAACUUCAUGUUUUAAAGAUGCUAAAUAAGUGUUUGUAAAGCUAGAAUGUUUCUAAGCAUAUAAGUUAUGACCAAAGUUGAUCAACACUACUAUGGCUAUAAAUUAUUUAUUUGAGAUGAACUGUACUGUAUAGAGAAAGACAAUAGAUCUUGAUAUACCUCGUCAACUCGUUUAGCAGCUGCUUCAUCUUCACCCAGGGUCCGUAGGCCUAACGUUCUCUCUCUGUAGGACUAGAGAACUAUUGUAGGAUAGUGACUGACUGAGGCCUUGUUUAUUUCUAGAUGAAGGCUUUACUAGUAAUAUCUGCCAACAACACCUCAUCAAAGCAUCGUAUAUCUGAGCACAUAAAUGAACAAGCCAUUUCAAUUUAUUUCCCAUCUCUUUACUUAAUGAACAGUGUUGGAUUUUUUUGUUUUGUUUGUUUUUUGUUUUUUUGUUUUUUUUGGCUAACGAUUUCACAAUUUGAAUGGCCUAAUUAUCAAAAGAGAGCAAUCAGUUUUGGUUUUUAGGCGCUUACAUAGUCCCAUUCUUUGUGUAUUUGAAGUCGAACCGGCCAUCAGCGUUGUGGUUUUUAACAAGCUCACACUAACUUGGGAGUGUUAAUUCGGAGCUGGUGAACUAGUCUUAAACACCUUAACAGCUUGUAUCUCAACUUUCUGGUGGUCAGCUCUGAUCAGUUUGAAAAGAUAGAGUAUUCUCUGCUAUUUUUGUUAGGUAGUUUUCAAGCAAUAUUUUCUUUUUGGCCUUUUUUUUAACCUUAUUGAAUAGACAAUCACUGUCACAAGGGCUUUUGUUUCCCUGGAAUGUUUUUUUGAUUUAAUUUUUUUUUUUUUUUUUUUUAUUAGUUCAUGAAAAAUUAUCUAAAGACUAAACGAAUGGCUGUGUGUGCCGGGCAUUUUACUGUCAGUGUCAACACAAAUGCACUGGAUUGCCUUUAUGGCAUCUCAUGAAAUGCCUUUUGACCCAUGCCUUCUGUAACACAUCAUUUCAGUUGGAAUGCUUUCUGGCAGAGUACGACAAGCCCUGAUGCUGAUUAUCUUUCCACCCAUUUGAUAGCUUAGCAACGGCAUUGAACCACAGUUACAACAGAGUAUCUAGUGGGGAAAAAACAUGUUUGACCGGCAUAAAAUACCUUAUGCGUCCUGGCAUCGUGAAUGACCAGGGAGAAUUUACAACUCUUUUGAAAGCAAAUAGGGCUAAGAGGAAAUGGAGAGGGAACUUCGCUUAGGCCAAUACCUGUUGUUUAGAUUUCAGGAAUAGCAAAAAUCCAAAUAAUUGUGCUUUUGGUGUUCCUUUUUGUUGUCUCUUCAUCCCAUGUCUGGUACUAAGCAUACUAAAGAUGAUUGUAUUGGACCACUAGAGCUUUUUUGUGACUUAAACAUGUUAUUACUAUGCCAUUCUGUCUUCUUAGGCCAUCUGCUGAUGGUUAAAUUACACUGAUUCAGAUCAUUUUCAUUGGCAUGAUAGUUUCAUAUCGACUCGUAAUGAAAUGGCACAAUUGCACGCUUUAGUUGAAGUUUGACUGGAUGAGAGAUGAGGACCUAGACUUGGCUAUGUCAUUAACUGCCCCUGCAAACAGUUUUUUCAUAUUAUUGUAUUUUACUGGAUAUUCUUAAGAUUGACAUUAACUCCAUUUCAGUGCAGUGAAUUCACUGCAUUAGUGUUUCACAAGCCUAGAUGUCUAAUUGGCAUUUCAAUUGAUCUCCCUAACUAAGUGUAUUGAAAUGGAACUAAUUGUAGACCCCCCAGCCCUUGUGCUCCUGGUCAAAUUGGUCUGUGGAGCAAAGGGAUUUGUAGAGUGAUUUUCUUUUCUUUUUUUUCAUGAUUUGUUUAAGGAAUAGGUACAUUUUGUAGUCUCAGGAUCUGUGUUGAAGCAGCAGGCAAAACGUACUAAUCAGAUCAGAGAUCUUAACAGGAAAAUCACCCAGUUUUUUUUUUUUCUUCCUUUCUUUCUGUUUGAUGGGAUGGUCCACAGUAUAUAGUUCCUUUUUAACCCUGAUCUCAUAGCACUUAAUUAGAUAGACAAGCACGCACUUUAGUACAUUCAGGUCCUAAGUGUGCAAAAUUGAGCAGAUGUAAUGUAUGUACUUAUGUUUACAUGCAUGUGUUUUGCUGCCGAAUACGAGAAAGUUGGGUUGCAAAAGACAAGCAAAGGCUGCAACAAAAUUGUACUCUAACAAUGCAUCAUUGACACAAAAAAAAGUGUAUCUAAGCACUUGGGGACAGUGUCCACUGCCCACUGACUUUUUGUGUUAUCUAUCUCUGGGCAACUAGUCCAGCAAAGUGAUGAAACUGCAUCACCCAGCCUGCUGUUAACAGAUCAGGCAAAAUCACUUCAGUUCAGCCCAGCGAUUUUUAACCAACACCUCAGGCUCUUCAGAAAGCCGACAUAUUCCCUCUACCAUCUGUAGGUGCUGUCAGACCGGUCGGUUCGGGCAGGGAUUUUUCUCUUGUGAUGUCCUUAUUUGACCAGUAAAUGGAGCCAUUCCCCCUGCAAAUACACAACUUGUAACUGAAUCCUUAUGUUGUAUCACAGUAUUCGUAUACAUGCUUUUUUAUUUGUGUGUACCAAUGGUAAAUGAGUGCUUGUGCAUGGAGCUAGAUCACAAUUUUGAUGUAAAAUGGAUCAAACAAAUGGAGCAUAUACAGUAUAUCUGGCGUCAGAAAUGGAAAGCAAUGAAAGGUCCAAUUGUAGCAAUAGAGAGUGUGUGUAAUAGUGUGCAGCACAAAAAUUGCACUGCCAUCCAUUUAGGCCAAUUCAGUAAAUCAUUGCAUAAAUGCCAAUGGAAGAUUUAAAUGCGGGUUAGAUGUGUGAAUCUUUGGUCACAAAUAAGGCCUACUUGCCAAAAUUUGUUAAGGGGGAAAACCUCUUAGUAAAGCAGCAAUGGAUUUAUGCAUAUGUUCAAGCAGUUUACAGUCUGACCUUCAAAUCUGAGCCAUGAAUUUACUGACUGAAAUGAAUGUAGGGUCAAUUUAGAGCAGGACAGUUUGCUUUCUCCUGACUUUAGACUAUUGCUCUUCAUUUGUCUUGCAUAGAUACAAUUAUACAGGUAGCACGAAAUAACCUAAUUCUCUACAUAUUAUUUGUGUAUUAGUCUUCCUGCAGCGAGGGUCUGGGUAGGUUUUUGGCAUUUCUGUUGGGAGUAUAGGCCUACUGUUGUGUAAUAUCUCUUUUUUUCUCUCUGUUUCUCUCUGUUAGUGUGGAGCGUAGCCUACAAGGUAAACAGAGAACAAGAGGUCAGAUGAAUUUAACGUUCAUGUUCAUCCAUUCCAUUGAGAUUGCCUUACAGUACAGUAAAACAAGAAAGACAAUAAAGGACUACAGUAGAUAUGAUCACACAUAAUCGUAAAUAGCCUAUAUUUGACAAAAAUGCACCUAAGCUACACCCAUUUAGUGCCAUAGAAACCUUUAUUUGCCUUUAGACAUAAAUCAAUUUACUUGGUCAGUAACUUAUUCAGAGUUAGUCAGGAUAACUACCAUUUUGUGUUUGGAGCUGCAUGUCUUCGCCAAUUAUAUUAGUCAAGAAAAAAAAAAAUCCAAAAAAAUAAAAAUAAAAAAUGUAGAAAACAUUUGCAUGGAAUAGUAGUCAUUAAAUACAAGUGUUCUGUUAGUUUGGUGUUGGUACAAAUCUAUUUUAUAAUUGGACACUUUGGAGAACAUAGUCAGUCCUUUUGGUAUUGGCAAAGCAAUCCCUAGGUCAUGGUUUGUAUAACAAGGUGGUUUAUAACGUGUGCGUGUGUGUGUGUGUUACCAGGAAAGAAAAAAAAAAGUUGAUGUCUGCAAAAGCAUGGUAUAUACAGUAAGGAAUUGAUUUGCCUCAAUGGAUGUCUCGGUUCUUACUUGAAGUUACGUUGAUACAUGGCAAAUUUCAAUUCAACUCUCUGAUCCACUGUUGAGCCUUUUGCCUUAAAAGCUGAAAAUGAAAUAAUAUCUGGCAGUACCUGAUAAGUUACAUCACCUGUAGAGUUAUGCUGCUUGGUUAGAUUGCGAAAACUUUUGGCUAAUUUUGAUCUCACAGACAUCCGUGGGUGUCGGGAAGCACACAAAUCAAUUGAGGUAGCACAUAGCUCAAGGUUGCCAUGGUGCAGAGAUUGUUGUGAGAGGUUAGGAUAUUGCCAUAUUUGCCACUGUGAAUGAAUUAUUCAGAAUUCACUGAUAAACAAUCAACUUUGGCUUGUCCACUAUCCAAAGCCAAAUAACACUGGGGAUUAAAGUGGUGUACCUCAAGAAAAGGAAAAAAAAAAAAACAGAGAGAAAGGAAAUUGUUUGGAGGAAAUUUGUCCGGCUAUGCUAACAAAGAGUUAAAAUCUUCUGAUCCAUCUUGUCAUGGGCAGUAUAACUCUGCUUAAACCAGCCUAAAUCAGAAAUGUGUCUACGCAGAAGUGUUAGAUAAGUGUCGGCAGAUGUCUAAUGUUUCCUACCUUACAAAGGGGCAGUAAACUGCACCUUGUACUUUUAUUGGACCUGCGGUUUUACCUCAUCAGUGAUCUUUUGUGUGACGAUGCUGACAUUAAUCCUCUGUGAUUUAUUCUUGUUUUUCCUGAUGCCAGUAGGUUAGAUUUCUCUCUUCUAGUGUGUGUGCGAGUGGUUUUCAAUAAAUGCAUGUUGAUCCUUUACAUGCACAAGUCCCUUGUACAGUACAGAAAAGCAUAGUAAUCCUAUUUCUCUUUGUUAUACACAGUCUAUUACCUGGUGCAAGUCAUAUAAGGGGUAAGGGUACAGUCCAAUUUAAAGUGGGAGAUGAAGGUAGCUAUAUAACUUUACCUCUACAAGUUAAAUCAGUACAUUUUUACUGUAUGACUAAUGCUAGUUUGACCGCCUUCCCCACCUGAACACUUGGUUAUUUAUUUCCCCCCACCAAAAGGACCUGUGUAAUAUCCAGCACAGUGGUGGCAUGGUGCCUUUUAUUUGUUACUACCGAAAGGUACGGUCUUCCAUUUGUAUUUCCCAGAAGCCUUAUAAUGGGAAAAAAAAGAAAUUAUAAUGAACGUAUAAGAUGACAGUAGAUAGGCUCAUAUUCCCUCUGAGCAUGAUUAUUCUCAACCCUAUGUGAGUUAGAAAAGCCUAAAUAAUUCCUCCUGUUAUAGUCUGCAUUUAUGAUGCAUUUUCCAGUGGCCGAGUGGUCCCUUAGGGUGGCAAAAUAACUGCACAUUUCACUGAUGCGAUUUUUGGGCACACCAAACAUUUGGAUGGGUGGGGAAACAAUAGAGUAUGAAAGCACAAAUCCAAAGAUGGCACCUCGGGGCUAAGAUGGCUCUCCCAACACCGUGGAGUUCAGGAGCCUAGGAAAAAUGUAGGCAUACAUGCGAGUGCAAACAUCCGACUCCUGAGUGCAGAAAACAUGAGGCUUGAUUGUCAGCAACACAUUAACUGUAGAAAGACAGUUGUCUCAAAUUCCAGAGCUUACUCAUUCUGAUUGUUCUUCUUUGGUAUUCAUAAUCGAUUUGUAACUUCAUGAUGCAGUCCAAGUUGUGAAAUCAUAUGGUACACGCAUACAAGAUAAAAGUGAUAACGUUUAGGCAAACUGUUUUGUCGUGACUGUGCUGCAAAUUGAUUGUGGAGAUUGUUUGUGUUCUUAGGGUAGACUGAUUUAAACGUAGGGUUGCAGUAGUAGCUGUGUGCAGUGUUAAUAACAGUGUGAUCAUACUAUAGAAGUGAUGUAACAUUUGUUGUCUUAUUACAGCAUUAAGGCAUGAAUCAUCUCUCAAGCUGACCUCGUUUAAAAUAGACAAAAGAUAAAAAGUGCAAUAACCUUUUGUUUAUCAUUGCUUCCUCAGUUGAAAUAUAUUAUUUAAUAUGCCCUUUCUGUUAACACCAAAAGUCACUCCUCUGCAGCCAACAGAGGAUUCAGACGGUCCUCUAGUUGGUGUUCAGAGAAGUGGCAUUUGAUAGUGGAGUGUGUGAUAUUCCAUUCUUAAAAAUACUGUGAUCGAUAAUUCAACUUUAAAAGCUGCCUGCUCAGAGAAAGGACCGUGCACAAGUCGAGUGAUAGAUUUGAGUAGGUGCAUUUUUUUUUCUUUUUUUUCCUUCUUCUUCUUCUGGAUGGGCUUUGGUGGUAUUGUACUUUGGACUUAGACCUAAUUCCUUGAAUUCUGGUUUAUAGCUGAUAGACAUGUUCAUUUGCAUGUGUAGAUGUAUAUGCAUCCUCUUCCUCCUUGAAUGAAAUGUUUUCUCAAAAAUAUUUAGACCUGCUGUCAGUGAAGUAUGCGGAUAAAAGGAAUUAUGAAAUGCCUUAUAAUAUAUUUGUUUUCAAUGUUAAGCAUUAAGGGUUCCUCUGUGUCCCUCCCUUUUCAGCGUGUAGCCUAAAGCUUGUACAGUCAAGAAACUCAUGAGAUUUAUAUCUACUGUAUAGCCUAUGUGUUCUCAGAAUUUGUUACUUGGAGGUCCUGUGAUUGUGGUUUUAGAGUAACAUUCCCCUUGAAAGUGCCGUUUGUUUUCACCAGCAGAGGAUGUGUCUGGGAAGGGAAAAAAAGUUAUUUGCAAGAAGGAAAAAAAAAACAUGAAAUGUUCAAAACACUUUUCCGACGUGUAUUGGUAAACUCUUAUUGAACUGAAUGACACAAGGUCUUUGUACAGGUGAACUAAGGCAGCAAUCUUCUGAUGGAGCACCUUAUCGACUUGCUCUUUCUGUGAGCCCACAGUGGAAGUAGUCUCACACUAAGCUUGAUUACUCUAAAGCAGAGCCAUAUCAGAGACAUUGCCCAUUAGGAGCCCCCUUGAAUGUGCUAUUAGGAAUAGCCUACCAUAGGAAAGGAUGUAUACUGCAUGUUCUGUGACAUUUUAUUAGUGUUAGUCCCCUUCAUGUUUUUAUGUUUACUCGGCUUCACAGUAGAUGUUGCCCCCUUAUUGCAACUCACUAGCUAUUAACAAUCCUCUUACAACUGGACUGAAGCAGGCAUUGAUCUGCUGCCGAGGCAGCCUUACUUCAUUGCAGAUUUAAAAAAAAAAAAAAAAAAAAAAAAAAAAAAGCAAACAAAAAAAUGUUUAAAAAAAUGACAACAUGUAAAGGGGUUGCCUGUUUUACUUUGUGUGGCUUAUCUGGGGAAAUACCAAGGAGCCCUUAUCGUGAGUGGAAGGACUCUGGAUCAGGGCAUGUGAUGAGUUACAAUCAAAUAGUUUCACAGUGCACCUUCACAAAAAAAGAAGUUGGCUUGUCCACCCAACAUUCCAAAGUUUUUCCUUUUUCCACAAUCCUGGCCCAUUGAUGAUAGAAAUUUCUUUUGCUUUGCUGGUGAAUGGAGUGGGCAUGUGUGUGUCAAUGACAGGGUUCCCUAUUUUAGCCUAACGCUGAUUACCUCAUUUACAAAUCUGCAAAUAUACUAUUCUACUGUGUGUAAAGGAGUCAAUGCCAUCACCAGCAGCAUGGUCUCUAGACCUGUGAUGACAACAGGACCAAUGAUCUUACUCUGUUGAAAUUAUCCAAUUUAAAAUAUGACCAGUCUACGAACAUAGGGCGAAGACUUCAAUGUCUGUAAGGCCAAGUGGGCCCUAUAAGAUUUCUUCAGCCGGUGAAUUCACCACAGUUGCUAUUGCCAGUCAGCUUUUCAGCAUCGGGAUAUUAUGAAAAGGCAGCGUCCAAUUUAAAAAGAAAAUCUCGCUGCUGGAUUUUUACCCUGAUCUUUAACAGUUUUGUGGAAUGGCUUAAUUUGACAAAAUCUGGACAAAUCAAUAUUCCACACAAUUUUAGACCCGCAGGGUGAAAGUCUGCUAUCAUAUCGGCGUCAGAGUUGCACUGCUCCUUAAAGGAUGGCGGGGAUAGCAGCUGUGGCACGCGCACGGCUGAAGAAAUCCAGCCGAAGCCUGAUGUAUAUUGGAAUUAUUUAAGCGAACGAUCAUGUUAGCAUCACUUGCUGUUUUCAGUAGCAUUUCUCCUACCUCUUUAUUUUGCAGCCUUGAGUAUUGUUUGUCUCUCCACCUGUUUUAACAUAAAUCUAUUCACAGUACGGGAAUUCAGAUUUAUCAUAAGCAAUGGUAGUUAUACAUAAUGAAGUGUGCUUGGUUGUGCUGUAUGUGUAUAUGUCUAUUUCACGUGAAAAAAAAAAGUUAUUUAUGAGAAGCAUUUAUACAACAAAAUACCACUGGAAUGUGAAGCCAGACAAUGUUAUGAUGCAGAUUAUGAUGAUCGUCUAUCCCCUUUAACAUUCAGUGAUGCAUGGCCAGAGGAAUCCUCUUUUGGAAACGAAAAACCAUACAUUGGCUUGUUUUUAUUAUUUUCUUUUAUUUUAAUUACCAUCUGUUUAGUUUCCUCUUGUGCGUGUAUAUUCCCUGUCGAGCCCUACAGUGUAUUUCAACGUUUACAGCUUCAUGUGUUCUGGGUCAGCCAUUGCCCUGCCAUUGGACUUGAUAUUACAGGUUGUCAUGACGGAAGAUGUGAGGUGGAUUUGUUAUUCUGUAUGAGGGUGAGUUUGAGCCCUUCAAGCCGUAUGCCUUCGAAUUCAUCUGUCCACUCCAAACCAAAAUUCUGCUACAUAGGUGUCUGUCUCCACACUGCCCCAUCACUUCACAUCUGAUUUGACUUACAAGGGGUACAGGACAAGGUGAAAGGUUUGAGGUUUUCUGACCAGGGCCCCCAUGCCUACUCUAGGACAGGACCAGCCCACUCCCCCUCACCCACUAUCUCACCUAAACCUCAAGCCAUUCAUUUCUUUUCUUUUCUUUUCUUUUUUUUCGACAAUGCAAUCCUGAAAGCACUUUGCCUUGUUAUUCCUUUGUGUGAACAUGUGAAUGAUAAUUUGUUACAAAAAUGUUAAAUAUGUAUAAGAUCAUUCACUGUUUUGGAAAAACCUGCAUCUGUCUUUCUGACGUUAAAAGAAAAAAAGAGAAUUUAGUGACAUUAAACCUGAAUCUAUUUUAUAAAAUGUUUGCUGCAGCCAAUUGGUCUUGUCAUUCAGUAUUGUGGCUUAGGGUUGUUUGUGUUCAAUAAAGUGCUAUUGCUAAA